Messenger RNA from Culex pipiens pallens (northern house mosquito), 4470 nucleotides. RefSeq lists its product as uncharacterized. Lineage: Eukaryota; Metazoa; Arthropoda; Insecta; Diptera; Culicidae. The transcript has 2 exons. Bases 848 to 1498 code for a protein of 216 amino acids. The record is from RefSeq and is a predicted model, not a curated record.
UGGGUCAAAUCCGGGUAUCUUCUUGUACUCCUCCUAAAAUCAAUUAUUAACCCAUAACUAGACUAAGGUUUAAAUUAGAGCUCAAUUUGACUACGGGAAUCCUGUUCGGAGCGGACUGUAUUUCACUUAACUUCUCGGCGAACUUGGGGAACCAGUUUUGAGAGGGUCGGAAGUAUCGCAAGCAAACAGUAAACACUAGAAUUUCUCUCACUUCUUUUAUUUACUAAACUAAGUUAAACUAGGUGAUAAAAACAAGCGUCUCUUCCGACGAUCGCGACGAGGUGACUUUACGUCCGACCGGUUCGGCUGCUUGCGAUGAACUUAACUUGACUUUGUUCCGACGCGCAAGCUUCUCGUCGCUUCUUCCUUCGUUGCGCGCCAAAAUCCUCUCGCUCGACCGUCGUCGGGCGUCGUUCGUUCUCUUUCUGUUGUUGCGCCGUCGUCAACGACGCCCGUUUCGCGCGCUCUCCGUCGUCGUUGACAGCAAAGCAGGCUGCGCUGCCAUCGUCGCACGACUGUCAUCGCAGCAAGCACAGGGCUGCCAAAACCACUCCAAAUUCCUUUCGAGCUGACAGAUUCAGGCUCGAACAUCCUCCACCCGCGAAGAACUGUAAGCGUUUUCCAAGCGAUCCAGAUCUCUGACUUCCGCCUUCUAGUUCUGGCCAUACGGUGACCAGGCAAGUUCCGAUCAAUUUCUUCGGGGGGCUUUCGUUUCCGCAAGCUGAUGCGAACCUGUUUCAUCUCGUUGUUCCAAAUUAUGCUUAGCUUCGUGUUGUACUUACAGGUCGUACUACUUAGCCGUUGCUGGGGCUGCCUUGCUUGUUCCUUGUACUGACCGCCAUGAGGGAUGAGCUUCCUUGCUCCCUGGUGCUUACCGAUCGUCGGGAACCGGCAUUUCCCUUUGCUUCCACUUGGACCAUCUCCAGUGCCUCCAGGUGAUGUCAUGUGCUUCAGAGGGUCAGCGUACACCGACCGCCAAUGUGGGUGGAAUCUUCCAGAGCCACUCUUCUACUUCAUCAUCAUCGCUGGUGCUGCAGCUAGCUGUAACAUCGACCGCUCAUCAAUCAUUAGUAGUCUGCCAAAUGCAGCAGCCUUCAACGGCGUAAUUGUCCGCGCCGCCGUUUGCUCCACGAGCCACGCUUCGAUUGCUGCCGAGCGCUGUACAUUGUCGUCCUCGUUGUUUGUGCCAUCGCGUGAAACGGCAGGCCUCAUCAAUUCCACGAACUUCGAUGUACUGCUUCAACUCGGGUUCGUCCUUAAACGCCGUGGCUUGAGCCCGCUUCUUCGCGUGCUGUGCUGCUUCCAGUUGUGCCGUCUGUGUUCUGGCGGAGCUUCGCCUAGCGCAAAGCCACCAAGUUGGCUUUGUCAGCGAGUUGGACUCCCGCAGGAAUCACCGAGAUGGUGGAACGUGGCUGAACCCUUUCGACGCCAGCCAACUCGUUCGCGUUGUGUAUGUCCAGAGUUUUCUUCGUCAAGUGUGUGUCGAGCUUACUUGUGAUCAAUAAACCACGGCAGGGGUUUGGGCCGCAGGGUUGUAACAUGGUCACUCUAUUCGUUUAGUUGUUUUUCAUUUAGCUAUAAUCAACUAAUAUAAACAAGUCUAACUGAAUCAAGGGUUUGUGUCGAAGCUAGCACAUGACAAGCUUUAGUAGAACAGUGCUACACCUCACUUCCUCACACCCCCGCCAAUCCGUCCGAUAAGCCAAACAGUCCUGGAGAAAGCACAACUUGCACCACCACGUAUGGGAAGACUUGCUGGGUUAAACCUGCUGAGAGGAACUUGCACGAUCAAGCCCUCUCGGAAAGUCUGGAAUGAAUUAGAACAGGAAAGCUGCCUUCAGUAAUAUUCCCAAAAUCUGUUCGGGUAAAUUCGUUACUCGAAACUACGAAAUUUCUCAGAAUAUUGACUUCGGUUCCCUGCAGACUCGCCAGUUGUGUCCAGUGUUGCAUACGCAAGAUAUGGACGUCCCUCGUCAGCUCGACUCACUGGUGGUAGUGAAGCUACCGCGCAGUCGAUGUCACAAGAGCUGAACAUCAACCAGAACAAGCUCAGCUGCCAUCGCGCGCAGCCAGCGCGUUUGGCUCGGCCCAUUUUAACUUGUUGUUUCGUCUUGUAAUUAGUGAAAUAAAUGUAGUUUUAAUGUGUAAAUAUUGUCUUAGUGCCUCACGACCAUCACCACCUCGUUCACCCAAGUCGAGGACAUAAAACCAGUUUGUUUACAGUUCCAGAAGUUAGACGAUGAGUUUGGGAAAACUUGUUGCCGAGCUGCUGGCUGCUGGUUCGAAGGUUCCUGCGGCGUGUUGAACGACUGGCUUGGUUCUCGUGGCGGGUUGAACGUUCGGAAGUUCCUGUUUCUGUUCCCUUGAGCUUGGAACCCACUCGGUCCGGAGUGUGGUUGAAUCGCGUCGACAAACUCCAUCACUUCUGCUCCAGCUUCUUCCUCUUCGUAGUCAACGUGAUGAACCUGCUGCUGUUGCUUAGCCAGUAGUUGCUGCAGGUGAGUAUACUGUAUAAGUUUUUGACCUGUAGAAGGUUCAUGCAAUAAAUGCUGUUUGAUCCUUGCUAACUCAUUGAUGUAGAAUCUUGAGUAUAUAUACAACAACAUCCUCGGAACACAUUUUUUUCAGAUUGAUUUGUCUUCCAAGUUGUGCCACAAGGAAUUAAUUUGUCGAUCAUAUUUGACCGCACACUUUUUAUGUAGGUAGGGGAACAGCAUCUAAUUAAAUCGUGCCUCUAAUUUGGCCAUAUCAGCACUUUGACGUUCAAUUACAACUCAUAAAAAGCGUUUUCAACUAAAAUCGAGUGAUUAAUAGCUUAAUAGAAAGUGAGCAAGCAAGUUUCUCUAUAUAGUUUUGCAAAAAAAAAGUUGUUUAAAUAGUUAAAUUCAGCAAAUUGGACGGAAUUAGGAACGAGUUCUUAACCUGCCAAACAUAUGAGAAUUUCCGAAACUAUUCUCUUCUUCGGCGAUUGUCAGAAUACGAGUUUGACGUUUUGUCACAUCAGCUGCAUCCUUACUGGGAAUUUUGGAAACACAUUUGAAAAUGGCGGAUAAGAGUUGAAAUGGAAAUGUUACGAAAAGUCUAAUUUCGACGUCGUCGUGCUGUCUUGUCGCAACCGCCAUUUCGACGUUCCGAGAAAAACGUGUUUUAAUGUAUAACCUUGAAUCUAAUCUAAUCUAAUCAGACCCUAGCGCAGCCAAUCUUUCGAAGGGAUCCUGGAGAGUGCCUUAGGUUAGAUGACGCCUAGCACUCUUCUUGUCAUUUAUUAACAUUUGUAGUGCGCCAUUGCAUCGAAAAUGCAUUGAAACAUCACAAGCGUUAAAGCGGCCAGGCCUACUGCGUAAAGCCGUAUCGCAGAGAUGACUCGUAAUUGGGUUGAGUUUGAGCACUGAGUGUUCGAACAACAACACAAUUCUGAAUCGACAGGGGAGGAAGAAGCGUGGGGACACACCACCAUACGCUCCGAGAUUUUGGUUGUAUUCGUUGGGAGCACCAUGCUAAGAAGGUUUGGUACUCCGGGACACUCUGGGAUGGGACAUUGUAUUUCCACGAAUGCCCUGGACACUAUUUGCCGUGGUUAUAGCGCCACAACUCGCUCUCUGUAACAGUAUUUCUAAUUCCAGUCCACGCUCACCAAGUCGUCAUGGCCUAGUGGUUAGCAUUUUUGCUUACCAAUCCAAAGGACGGAGGAUCGAACCCCGCCUCGAGCGACUUUGAUUUUUCGUUCAUCAUCAUCAUUUAAAAUUUAUGUGUUCUUAAUUUUCUCGUUGGGAGCAGAUAGGAAUCGAACCCAGAACCAUUCGCUUACAAAGCGAACACCGUAACCAGUCAGCCACGGCCGCUCCUCAUUGUUUUAAUGUUUAACCUUGAAUAAAAAAAAACUAGAGCACGCAAUGUAAACAACAACAAACACGUUUUGUUUGGCUGAGCAUUCUGUGCAUUGUUCCAAAGUUUGGUUUAAGUUGGUUGCCGGAGAUAAAUACAAAUGUUUACGGUAGUCUAACUUACACGUGCGUCAAAUGCGUUCUGACCUGAAAUCGCUUUGGCCAGUUGUCGCACUUACAUCAGUUUUCAGGGAGUGACAAGAUAGCACGACAAGAUUGAAACUACUUUCAUAUGAAAAGUGACAAAAAAUUUCGGAGCUUUUUUGGUUUUCAUUGAAUACCUCAGGAUUGAAAUCGAAUUUUGGGAAUCUGUGAAGGUAAAAAGGUGAGGCAUUGUGAGCUGCACAAAAUGGCGUUCUUAACUCAAUUUGGCCCAAAAUGCACGUACGACAAGUUAGCACGACGGCGACGAAUUUGGACGUUUCAAGCAAUUGUUUGCCUCAUUUCCCAUUAAAUAAUGCAAUAUUUGCAAAAUACAAUAUAAUUUUUGAGCAACCAGUAUUAAAGGGCUGUAGGUAAUUUUUCUUUUUUACUUAGAGCAAUUCUCUCAGUUUUCGGUCAUUCGUUUUUUUUGUUGUAUUUUUUA